GUCAUCCUAAACACACGAUCUGUGCUGCAACUCUUGUGAGCAGCGAAACCUCCAGCAGCGCCGAAAACAAGGUCCGUUCCCGCGGUGCCGGCUAGACUGGAGGUGAAGGGAAGAGUUUGGGUCCCGGUCUCCCGAGCAGACGCCGUGUGAACCUGCGAGCCAUGGAUGACAGCUCCUCGCUGGGGAAAGUCAGCAGCUCCACAGAGUCCGUGGCCACCGUCACCAGUGAGGAGUUUGUUCUGGUCCAGCCCAACGCCAGCGGCUCUCCGCACGGAUCAGAGGGCAAACCGAGGCUCAAGAUGUCUUUGAACGGGAGUGAUCAGCUGGAAAAAGCUCUGGAGGAGGUGUUGGAUGAUGACGAGGUGAAAGUAGAGAAAAGCUGUGUGGAAAAGAUGGAAAAGCACAAGGAACCGGAGAGUCAAGUACUGGAAACUCAACCUGCAGACGCGUGUCCUGCCCCACGCAGCCCCACGGUCUUGGAGGAGGACAGCGUCCAGUUCAACAAGUUAUCGUACCUGGGCUGCACCUGGGUCAAAGCCCCUCGCAAUGAGGGAGAAGCACAGAGAGCCAUGGAAACGCUGCGAGCUGAGAGCGCCAUCCCCAUCCCCAUCACCCUGCACGUCCCCUCGGGUCCAGACGGCUCCGUCAGAAUUGUAGACCAGGCCUCAGGAACGGAGAUCGCCUCCUUCCCCAUCUACAAGGUGCUGUUCUGUGCUCGCGGCCGGGAGGGCUCGGUGGAAAGUGACUGUUUCUCCUUCACUGAGAGCUACCGAAGUUCUGAGGACUUUCAGAUUCACGUAUUCUCCUGUCAAAUCAAAGAGGCUGUCAGUCGUAUCCUCUACAGUUUCUCCACGGCCUUCCGCCGUUCAUCGCGGCCAGCAGACACCAGAGACUCCGCGCUGUCCAGUCCGCCUGACGGCGACCUCUACACCUUCAGCGUCUCGCUGGAAAUCAGAGAAGAUGAUGGCAAAGGCAACUACAGCCCCGUCCCCAAGGACCGAGAGAAGUUUUACUUCAAGCUGCGACAGGGUGUGCAGAAGAAGGCGGUGGUUUCGGUUCAACAAAUGUGCAACAAGGAGCUGGGCAUCGAGAGGUGUUUUGGGAUGCUGCUGAGUCCAGGACAGAACGUCAGCAACAGUGAUAUGCAUCUACUGGAAAUGGAGUCAAUGGGAAAGAGCUCUGAUGGAAAAGCCUACGUCAUCACUGGGACAUGGAACCCAAACCUGGCUGCUUUUCAGCCACUAAACGAAGACACACCUAAAGAUAAGCAGGUGUACAUGACGGUGGCCGUGGACCUGGUUGUGACUGAAGUGGUGGAGCCAGUUCGUUUCCUCCUGGAAACUCUGGUCCGAGUUUAUCCGUCCAACGAACGCUUCUGGUACUUCAGCCGCAAGACCUUCAGCGAGACCUUCUUCCUCAAACUCAAACCGGCACCGGACCGAGGCCAGAGUGAUGCCGUGUAUGAAGUGGUGAGUCUUCAGAGAGAGGCAGAAAGAAACAACGGUGGAAGAGAGCAGCUCACCUCACCCAACGAGGAAGAGGAUGCUGACGAAGAUAGUGACAGUGAAAUCUCCAGCGGGACAGGAGACGUUUCCAAGGACUGUCCAGAGAAAAUCCUUGAGUCCUGGGGUGGAAUCCUCAACAGAUGGCACGGAAACCUGUCCACUCGUCCGAAGGGUUUGCCCUCAUUGGUCCGCAGUGGCAUUCCUGAGCCACUCAGAGCCGAGGUCUGGCAGCUGCUGGCUGGUUGCCACGACAACCAUGACCUGCUUGAGAACUACCGCAUCCUCAUCACCAAGGAUUCGGCCCAGGAAGGUGUCAUCACUCGUGACAUUCACCGCACUUUUCCCGCACAUGACUACUUCAAGGACUCUGAUGGAGAUGGGCAGGACUCCCUGUACAAAAUCUGCAAGGCCUACUCUGUCUAUGAUGAAGAAAUUGGUUAUUGUCAGGGUCAAUCGUUUCUAGCUGCUGUUCUCCUUCUGCACAUGCCCGAGGAGCAGGCUUUCUGCGUGUUGGUGAAAAUCAUGUACGAAUACGGUCUCCGAGCUCUCUACAAGAACAACUUUGAAGAUCUUCACUGCAAGUUCUACCAGCUGGAGAGGCUAAUGCAGGAACAGAUCCCUGACCUGUGGGGCCACUUCCAGGACCUGAACCUGGAGGCGCACAUGUACGCGUCGCAGUGGUUCCUCACCCUCUUCACAGCCAAGUUCCCCCUCUGCAUGGUUUUCCACAUCACUGACCUGCUGCUCUGCGAGGGACUGAACAUCAUCUUCAACGUGGCCCUGGCCCUGCUCAAGACGUCCAAAGAGGACCUCUUGCAGGCGGACUUUGAGGGGGCUCUCAAGUUCUUCAGAGUCCAGCUCCCCAAACGCUACAGAGCUGCAGAGAACGCCCGCAGGCUCAUGGAGCAGGCGUGCAACAUCAAGGUUCCAACCAAGAAGCUGAAGAAGUUUGAGAAGGAGUAUCAGACGCUUCGAGAGAGCCAGCUGCAACAAGAAGACCCCAUCGACCGAUACCAGAGAGAGAACCGCCGUCUUCAGGAGGCCAGUAUGAGGCUGGAGCAGGAGAACGACGACUUGGCGCAUGAACUCGUCACCAGUAAGAUCGCCCUCAGGAACGAUCUGGACCAGGCUGAAGACAAGGCAGAUGUGCUGAAUAAAGAGCUGCUGACCACCAAGCAGCGCCUGGUGGAGACUGAGGAGGAGAAGAGACGGCAGGAGGAGGAGACGGCUCAGCUGAAGGAGGUGUUCAGGAGGGAACUGGAAAAGGCAGAACUGGAGAUCAAGAAAACCACAGCAAUUAUAGCCGAGUACAAACAGAUCUGCUCCCAACUGAGCACCCGGCUGGAAAAGCAGCAGGCGACAACGAAGGAGGAGCUGGACAUCGUCAGGAACAAAGUCAUGGGCUGUGACCACUGCAAGGACCUGUUCGGCACCCUGGGGUCCCUCCAGGCCUCGUCCCCCGGCAGCGACAGGACAUCCAGCGAACCAAUGGACGAGGAGAAGGACGGGCUGAAGGAGCAGCUGAGACAUCUGGAGCUGGAGCUGGCGCAGACCAAGCUGCAGCUGGUGGAGGCCAAGUGCCGCAUCCAGGAGCUGGAACACCAGCGGGGAGUCCUGAUGACUGAAAUCCAAGCCGCCAAGAACUCCUGGUUCAGCAAAACUCUGGGGUCUCUAAAGAGUUCGGCCUCCUCUUCCUCCAGCUCCACAUCCCAGACCCCGUCCUCUCCGAAGGACGGCCCUGCCUAACCGAACGCCCCCCCCUUCCCCCCGCCCCUUUCUCUUGUUCCCCUACAAGAUGCACAAUAGAGCAGAGCAACAGAAGCUGAAGAAGAAACGGCAGUUUUCCUUUUUCCGGCAUGAUGUGGUGAAGCAGAGCUUCCUGGGCGACGAGCAGCUGAGAAGAGGAGGGUUGGGCUGCUGGGGCUCUGGACCAAAACUGUGCUGUCUCCGUCAACUCUUCUGCUUCAGAGUUGGCGAGACCGCUGAGGAUGAGGCAUGAGCGAGGUCUUACAGGUGCGCUAGCUCCCCCCUCUGGACGCUCGUUGCUACUGCAGACACUUAGUCCUCAGUUAAACCUGCAUUCAGCCUCACGGACGGGACCUGAUGCUAAAUGUAGGUGUUACAGCAGUAUGAUAUCGGUAUUAUACAUUUAUUGUUGUAAAAUAUAACCUACAUUAACCAUCAUCGGCUCAGAAACGCCCCCAGCACGCUGAAAAAGGAAUACUGCAUACAAUUGUAAAUGAGAGCAACAGAAACGUUGCAUUCCUUUAUAUUAAUAUAACAUAAACAAUGUUGUCAUAUAAAUAUAUAAAACUAAUUAUUGAUCUUUUUUUUUUUUUUUUUUAAUUUUAAUAAUCCUGUACAGUUCUUUAUGAGAAAAAAAAUCACAAGGAGAAGUUCUUAAAUUUGUUUUCUACUGUUUGGAAACUGAUUGUCAUCUGUGGAUGUUGACGUAAGCACAGUGUGUGAUGGAUGCGGUCGAGUCCAGACGCCGAGUGACAACCUGCAGAAACCCGCUGUUCCCCGUCUGCAGGGUUAAACAUUUACAGGCUCAAGAACCCGGAGAGACUUUCCAUCUCUCCAUCUCUAUUCCGUCCUUUUAAUUAGUUUGAAUGUCAUAAUGAAUGUGUCAAAAAUCCACAUUUGUUUUCAAAUGAAGCCGGCUACCUUAUAUUUGGGCUUUUUAAGUGUCAUGUGACCUUUUUUUUAAGUUGCAAUCAUCAGCUUUCGGUGCAGACAUCUGCUUGUAAUCCUUUACAGACUGAAAACGGCCUCCAGAGUCACACAGACACAAAACAAACAGUUAAAUAACUCAUUGUGUCGACCUGCUUUACGUAACAACACAAACACAACAGCCAAUUUAUCCAGAAAUAAGAGUUUUAUAGAGGUGCUCAGUGAUUGCCAAGCUGCCUGAGGCCGUCCCCAUGUAUGUGCCAAACACCCCAAGGCUCUUUCAUGAGCUAAAGCUGUUUUUUUUUGUUUUAUUAUUAUUAUUUUAUCAUAUCUUUACCCAAGCUCAGAAGUCUCCCUCUCUGAUUUCCACUCUUUGUAGGAGCAAAGGUGCACUUUAUUUUCAGAAGGAGAAGCUGUCAUUAAGGGUGAGCGGCAGGUGUCUUCACAUAUAUGGUAAACCGGCUUGAUUUUAUGACAUAAAAAAAAGUACAACUUUUAACAUUUCAUCCUCACACGAGAAGGACUCUGGGCUGACGUUUUUGUUGCAGCACGGUGAAAGAUGCUGGCUUCAUUUUCCUCCCUGGUUGACACUCAAGUCCGCCUCUGGACUCGGACCGGUCCCCGUUUGUACUUUGUGUGUCUGUGUGUGCGUAUUUGAACGUUCUGCGCUGUAACUGAAGUGGUUGAAGUUGAAGUUGGAGUCUUUCCUUCACGUGGUUGCCUUUUCUGUUGUUGACCGAGUCAGUGGGCUGAAGAGAGACGAGCCCUCUGACGGUUUUGAACGUUUGGACUGUGCCAUAAGAGCCUCCCCUCCACGGUCUUCCUCUGCGUUCCCAACCAUCAGGACCAACCUCAAAAACCGCCGUUUGAUCUCAUAGAGAAGUCUGCUGGACAUCACGUUCAGCUGCACGGGAAAAAGGGAGAAAAAAACACAGCGUUUCGCACUUCCGGGACAUUCCUCCUUCAGUCUUGUUCAUCAUUGUCGUGGUUCGUCUGUUCAAGUUGUACAACCAGUUCAGUGUAAACUGUGGCCGAGGCGGACGGGGCUACCCUUCUGUUAUGUGCAUUAACACAACAGCGAUAUCUUAAACACUAUUUUAAGACGUUUGUUUCAGAGUAAUUUUUUAACCGAGAGGACAGCUGUUACUUUAUUACUCACUCUAAUUUACAGUUAAUUUCACUGAUUGACAGGGCAGGCGGGGAGUCAGGUAACAGGUGUGUGUUGUGUGGAUCACAGUUGUAACGCUGCUCAGCUGCUCUGACUCCGACGCCGUUUCCUCGUACACCGUCUGAUCUGCUUUAAUAAACUUCAGUUUUUCUGUU
This is a messenger RNA of Cololabis saira (Pacific saury), 5501 nucleotides long. RefSeq names its product RAB GTPase activating protein 1-like (gene rabgap1l). The record is from RefSeq and is a predicted model, not a curated record. The transcript is spliced from 26 exons. Bases 162 to 3251 code for a protein of 1029 amino acids. NCBI's taxonomy places the organism in Eukaryota, Metazoa, Chordata, Actinopteri, Beloniformes, Belonidae.